Molecule: messenger RNA, 2229 nt
Organism: Lontra canadensis (Northern American river otter)
Lineage: Eukaryota; Metazoa; Chordata; Mammalia; Carnivora; Mustelidae
Gene: GFOD2
Product: glucose-fructose oxidoreductase domain containing 2
Exons: 4
Coding region: 378-1553 (391 amino acids)
Biological process (GO): extracellular matrix organization
Cellular component (GO): extracellular matrix
Molecular function (GO): nucleotide binding
Source: RefSeq, a predicted model, not a curated record
CUCCAGCCGUCCCGCCCCUCCCUUUCCAGAGCUCCCGGUUCCUUAGAAACCAGGCGGCGCGUACCCGGUGCCUGUGCGUUGGACUACGGGGCCCGCGCGUCCCCGCCAGCCUCCCUCUUGGCGGGCGGGUGGUGGGGGAGGCCGGUCUAGACCCAUGGUCUCCAGUGCAGCGCGGGACGGGCGAUGCCAGCAUGCCAGGAAGCCUUUUCCUGCUUGCACACUACCUGUGGACCUGUUAAGGAUGGCUGUUCUCUGUGCCACACACAGAUUUCUGUUGCUCUACCUAUACUGAAUGACAGAUACCUAUAGAGCCAUGUUUGACCAGGACUGUGGGAAGUUCGUAUUCAUGCUGGAGGCUCUUGUGAGGAGAUGAGUUGAUGGACAGAGAAACCGGCAUGAAGAUGCUCCCAGGAGUGGGCGUGUUUGGGACCGGCAGCUCCGCCCGGGUUCUGGUCCCACUGCUGAGGGCAGAAGGGUUCACCGUGGAGGCCCUGUGGGGGAAGACUGAGGAGGAGGCAAAGCAGCUUGCUGAGGAGAUGAACAUCACCUUCUACACCAGCCGGACCGAUGAUGUCUUGCUGCAUCAAGACGUGGAUCUUGUGUGCAUCAAUAUCCCCCCUCCACUGACGCGGCAGAUAUCUGUGAAGGCUCUAGGUAUUGGGAAGAAUGUGGUUUGUGAGAAGGCAGCAACCUCAGUGGAUGCCUUCCGGAUGGUGACCGCCUCACGCUACUACCCACAGCUGAUGAGCCUGGUGGGAAACGUGCUGCGCUUCCUGCCCGCCUUUGUGCGCAUGAAGCAGCUGAUCGCAGAGCACUAUGUGGGCGCAGUAAUGAUCUGUGAUGCCCGCAUCUACUCAGGCAGCCUGCUCAGCCCCAACUAUGGCUGGAUCUGUGACGAGCUCAUGGGUGGUGGGGGCCUGCACACCAUGGGCACCUACAUUGUGGACCUGCUGACCCACCUUACUGGCCGGAGAGCCGAGAAGGUACACGGGCUGCUCAAGACCUUCGUGAGGCAGAACGCAGCCAUCCGUGGCAUCCGCCAUGUCACCAGUGAUGACUUCUGCUUCUUCCAGAUGCUCAUGGGCGGGGGGGUGUGCAGCACAGUAACACUUAACUUCAACAUGCCAGGCGCCUUUGUGCAUGAGGUCAUGGUGGUGGGCUCUGCAGGACGCCUUGUUGCCCGAGGAGCGGACCUCUACGGGCAGAAAAACUCUGCCACGCAAGAGGAGUUGCUCUUGAGGGACUCGCUGGCCGUAGGGGCAGGGCUGCCUGAGCAGGGGCCCCAGGAUGUCCCGCUGCUUUACCUGAAGGGCAUGGUCUACAUGGUGCAGGCCCUGCGCCAGUCCUUCCAGGGGCAGGGGGACCGCCGCACCUGGGACCACACCCCUGUCUCGAUGGCCGCCUCGUUCGAGGAUGGGCUGUACAUGCAGAGUGUGGUGGAUGCCAUCAAAAGGUCAAGUAGAUCCGGGGAGUGGGAGGCUGUGGAGGUGCUGACGGAAGAACCUGACGCCAACCAGAACCUCUGUGAGGCGCUCCAGCGGAAUAACCUGUGAGCCUGCACGUGGGCUCCCUGCCCCCGGGUCGGAGGGGCCAGGGGCAGGGGGGACCAGAAGCUGAGGCGGGCAGACUCGGCCGGAGCACAGACAGUGUCUUUCAUUUCACCAGUGAACUUGGGCAGGGCCCAGGUGAAGCCCAAGGUGGCCCUGGGAAAACACCCCCUCCACUGCUCAUCUACUCCUCACACUUGCAGGGUGCUGAUGUAGCUGAGGGCCAGCACAGUGAAGCGGGCUGGAGCUGCCCCCGCUCUCUGCGCAGUCACGCUGGGAAGCAGAGCCAGCCAGAGCUUGACUUGGAGGCUGCCUUCGCCAAAUGGUGGUCCUAACUAGGUGAGGAAGCAUGGCAAGAACCCAGCUUGGCUGGUUCCUCACCUGAGGAAACAUGACAAGAAGCCUUGUUUUCAUGCCCUUCCUGGGCUAGGGCAUCUCAGGAAUGGUGAGGGCAUUCAGUCGUCCCUCAGGGAUCCGCACCUGUCGUCCUUCCCGUGUGACCAGGCCCUUCCAGCCUCUAGGCUGCCCCUUCCCUGGCAGGGAGGAGGGGUUGUUCAUUAGGUAAGCUCUCAGGGGCUGUUGACCUGGGGGCAAAAGGGCCUGUGACUUGGCAGAGAGGAGAUAGGGAGGGUUCUGGAAUAUCUGAUAAAUGUUCGUAAAUAAACCAGAAAGUCUGACACUA